Xenopus laevis (African clawed frog) is the source of this 1517-nucleotide messenger RNA. RefSeq names its product isovaleryl-CoA dehydrogenase, mitochondrial-like (gene ivd.L). The record is from RefSeq and is a predicted model, not a curated record. Bases 520 to 774 code for a protein of 84 amino acids. Lineage: Eukaryota; Metazoa; Chordata; Amphibia; Anura; Pipidae. The transcript is spliced from 4 exons.
UGUAGCCUUACAGAGCAUUUGUUUUUGUUUGUUUUUUAGAUGGGGUCAUUUGAAAGCCCUAUCUCAUGAAGAAAUGUCCUGCUAGGAGUGAUCUACAUCAGUAUGAGGUUCCCAGCCUGUAAAGCUAACCACGGCAGAGGUUGUCAAAAUCUGAUAAGUUCUUUUCUAUACGUGUGUACACCCAACAUGCAGUGAAAUGGUCCUACUUUGGCUGCUGCUUUCUUUUAUUGGCUUUAUGAGUAAGGUUGCUCAAUGAUGUGUAACCCCAAAAGCAGCUUAACCAGUUUAUUGAAAGGAAUUUGUGUUUAACUUCCAUAAAAUUGUAAAAAGUCCAUUUUACUUUUGCAAAUGAAAUAAGAAUAGUUCUUUGUGUGUUUCUUGCCUUUACAGCAUCAUGCAGGCUGUGUUAGAACAUGCUAUUCCUUCUAUGCACACCAGAGAGGCAGAAAAUUGGUCAUUUCCAGCUGAUGCAAGGAAAAAUGCCCGACAUGUACACCCGCCUGGCAGCUUGUCGGCAGUAUGUUUAUAAUGUGGCAAAGGCCUGCAACCAAGGACAUGCCAAUCCAAAGGACUGUGCCGGGUGAUUCUGUAUACAGCAGAGUCGGCUACUCAGGUGGCUCUAGAUGGUAUCCAGUGUUUGGGGGCAACGGCUACAUCAAUGAUUAUCCCAUGGGCCGCUUCCUUCGAGAUGCUAAACUGUAUGAGAUUGGGGCUGGCACCAGUGAAAUUCAAAGAAUGGUCAUCAGCAGAGCCUUCAACGCUCUGUACAAAUAACCAGGAUCUCCUCACAAUGGCCUUGUGCUGUACAGACUGGGGAUUAGAGUGUUUAUUCAUGGGACAUUUCUCCCAGAUACAUCAUGUGUUUGUAUCAGGAAACUCUCAGAACCACACACAGAGGAACCAAUAAAUGAGUGUGAUACAGGACUGGCAUUGUACUCGUGCUGAGACAGUGACCAACAAGGACUGAUGGCAGAGCUCUCUAUGUUUAAUACAAACGCUCAGAAAUAAUGGAACCUUCUAAACAGGAGUGAGGGAUACUUUGUCAUUUUGUGAUAAUGUCGGAGUUAAAAAGUAACCUCAACACUAACUAUACAUUAGACAGGUCCACGUGCCAAAGUCUCUCUUGCAGCGAACGCAACUUUAUGAAAGUAUUUGGUGUUGUGCAGCACCAACAGACUGAUUAUGAGCCCCCCGGCAAUGAAUGUGUUAAUAAGCUAUACACUGACCCUGCUGCACAGGGGAACAUAUUCUGCGCCUGUAGGCUUAAAGGGGUUGUUCACCUUCAACGUUUAGUAUGAUGUAGAGAGUGAUAUCCUGAGACAAUUUGCAAUUGGUUUUCAUUUUUUAUUAUUUGUGGUUUUUAAGUUAUUUAGCGUUUUAUUUAAUGGCUCUCCAGUUGCUAGGGCCCAACUUACCCUAGCAACCAUGCAUUGAUUUGAAUAAGAGACUGGAAUAUGAAUAGGAGAGGCCUGAAUAGAAAGAUGAGUAAUAACUAGUUGCGAUAACAAUAAAUGUGC